UCUAUUAGAGGGGAGGGGGCUUUUAAUUAAAGAAAACCCAAAAUGUCCAAAUUACAAAAUGCCACAAUUACAAAACGUCCAAAAUAUUCAAAAAUGUAAACCCACUCAUUUUUCCAUUCUUUUCAGAACUCCAGUACUAUUCUCCACACCACCAUUACCACAACAAACAUUAACAAACAAUGUUACCCUAACCAAUUUAAUUAAUCCGUUAAUCAUUCAACAACAAACAAUUAUUCCUUCACAAGAAUUGUCUACUUCUUCAAGUAAUUUGAAUAAUUCUUCAAAUAAUCCAUUUUGUAUAAAUUCAAUACUUUCAUUAUUUAAUCAAGUUUCCCAACAACAACAAUGA
This is a messenger RNA of Meloidogyne enterolobii, 349 nucleotides long. The record is from the annotation of a GenBank genome assembly. NCBI's taxonomy places the organism in Eukaryota, Metazoa, Nematoda, Chromadorea, Rhabditida, Meloidogynidae.